Pocillopora verrucosa is the source of this 1504-nucleotide messenger RNA. RefSeq names its product quinone oxidoreductase PIG3-like. NCBI's taxonomy places the organism in Eukaryota, Metazoa, Cnidaria, Anthozoa, Scleractinia, Pocilloporidae. Gene Ontology annotation, molecular function: quinone reductase (NADPH) activity; NADPH binding; quinone binding. The record is from RefSeq and is a predicted model, not a curated record.
GAAGGAAACAUGAGAUCACUGAAAUUUCUUGUAGUUGUACUAUGCGAUUUAUUUCUAGCCACCAACAUCGUUUAUGGGAAUCCUAAAAUGAAAGCUGUUCUAUUUACACCCGGUGGCGCAGAGAACCUACAUAUCGGCACAGCUCCAAAGCCAACAGCCGAAAAGACACGAGUGUUGAUCCGCGUGGAAUACACGGCAUUGAAUCGGGCAGACACUCUCCAAAGGCGAGGACUCUACCCUCCCCCUGCUGGGGAAUCGGACAUUCUUGGACUUGAGGUGUCUGGUGUGAUAGAAGAAGUGGGAGAGGAAUGUGUUAGGAAAUGGAAGAAAGGCGACAAAGUUAUGUCUUUAUUGGGAGGAGGAGGGUAUGCAGAAUAUGUUGCUGUUGAAGAGGUCCUUGUCAUGCCCGCACCUGAUUCUCUUGAAUUUUCUGAAGCUGCAGCCAUUCCUGAAGCAUGGCUAACAGCAUAUCAACUUCUGCACUUUCUUGGGAGAGUUAGAAGUGGUGAUGUGGUGCUUAUCCAUGCUGGUGGCAGUGGUGUUGGAACAGCACUGGUACAACUGUCAUUAGUGGCUGGAGCACAGCCAUAUGUGACUGCAGGCUCAGAGGAAAAGAUCAAAAUGGCAGAGUCACUUGGAGCCAAGGGAGGCUUCAAUUAUAAGACAGGAGAUUUUUCCAACUGGAUAGAAAGUGUGACAGGAGGAAAAGGGGCAGAUGUAAUCUUUGACUGUGUUGGUAGUUCCUUCUGGGAGCAAAACAUUAGGAGCCUCGCUCUUGAUGGUCGUUGGGUACUGUAUGGUUUGUUAGGAGGAGGAAAUGUCAGUGGGAACUUACUUAGAGAUUUGUUAAAAAAGAGAGGAUCACUCAUAGCCACAACACUGAGAAGUAGAUCUCUUGAGUACAAGGCAGAAUUAGUGCAAGCAUUUACAAAAACCAUUGUUCCACUAUUUGCCACUGGUAAAAUGAAGACCAUUGUGGACUCAGUGUUUACAAUGGAUCAGAUACAACUUGCUCAUAAGAAGAUGGAGUCCAACCAAAACAUUGGAAAAAUAGUUAUUAAGAUAGCUACACCUCAAGUAGAUGAAAACGUCACAAAAAAUAAAUCUGAACUCUGAUCUGCAUUUGGCUCUCUAGGCCAGGUGUAGGUUAGCUUCUCAACCACUCACCCCUGUUAGGGGUGAAUGGUUGAGAAGCUAACAUGGUCGUUGAAGGGUUUUUUUGGCCCUCACUAUGUACAGUUCUAGGGCAUAACAAUUAACUUACAGACCAAUACAAACUAUCCAUUAAUUUAUUCGAUCAUAAUAUUUGUCUGCAUAAUGAAAGACUGUGCUCGGCCAGGAAGCUUCCCACAAUCCUACAGCACCUCUGCUUUCAUAGUCUAUUUUUGCAUGAUUUUCAACCCUGUAAUGUACUUUGUCUCGGGAGGAAAGGCUAUUGGCGUCGCACAAGCAAAUGCUGAAGAACGUAGGUUCAGUUUGUUGACUGAUUCAUUGAUAGGACAAC